Alternaria arborescens is the source of this 2877-nucleotide messenger RNA. RefSeq lists its product as hypothetical. The record is from RefSeq and is a predicted model, not a curated record. The transcript is spliced from 2 exons. Lineage: Eukaryota; Fungi; Ascomycota; Dothideomycetes; Pleosporales; Pleosporaceae. Bases 1 to 2877 code for a protein of 958 amino acids.
AUGGAUCACCUUGGCCUGAGAUUACCCGAAGGAGCCGUUCCUGAAUACCAUGGCAAUACCUACGACGGCACUUGCUCGUUUCAGGAGUUCCCUAACCAACAAGGCUGGAAACUUAACACGUCUACCGGAAGAGUCACACCCAGUCAGGAGUCGAUAAUUACAUUUCCAGGGGACUUAACCAUGAGGUAUUCAACAUUCAUGCAGUCGUGGCUGUUCUUCGGGCUGAUUGCAGCUGUGGUGUUUGACGAAGACGCCCCAAAAUUCAAGCCCCAGCUCAAGCUGCUUGUUGCCGAGGAAGAAGACAAUGUGAUCACCAAAUGCUUGCCACAAAUUCUACAAGACUGGAGAAUCAGGGAGAUGAAUUCCGACAACGCUCGUGGCCGGAAGAUGCGAAUGAUUCGUGCCCAGCUCACCCUGGACUUGGCCCGGAAGGUUGUCAAUACCAACUGCUCGCUAGAGAAUCUGGGAGGCAACAAUGAGAAACGGUCUCCACUGCAUCUGGCACCGGAACUUGCUUUAUCCUUGAUGAUCAUCGGAGAGACCUUGACGAACGCAAAAGCGAAUAUCAUCAAACAGACUGGUUUUCAUGUACGGGGUUGGUACGGAGAUACGGAAGAGGGUUGGGGAACACCCGAGGCCGUGACUAGGUGGAUGAAACAGGAUCAUUGGUGCCCAAGACUGAUCAAACUUCUCCGAACUCAGCUGCGAUAUAACGCUACCGCCUUGUUGGGUGUUUAUGCAUCGCAUGUAGGCGUCGUAUCAUUCGAAGGUCACGGUGCCUGCAACGAAGUCGAUGACUGCAAGGUUACAUCUCAAGAUCCCCUAAACAGCAAGGAAUACGCGACCAAACAUCAUCCUCAAUGCACAGAUGGAAAGGGAACCAGUGCUUGCCAGAUGCGCGGUGUAGACAUGAGAAAUGUUAUCGCACUCAUCACUGCGGGCAAGAUUCCUUUGCUGAGGUUGCAGUCAUCUACCGAAAGCGAACAGCUUCAACUGGAACUAACCGACGACACCCUAUCUCCCGAAUACGCUACAAUCUCACAUGUAUGGUCAGAUGGCUAUGGCAACGAAAAUGAUAACAUGUUGUAUGACUGUCAGCUACAAUACUUUCACGACCUACUGAAAUGGGCCCAGAGGUCGCGCAUGCCACACAAGAGAGGCCAGGCAUGGAAAAACGCGAAACCACUCCCAUUUUGGAUAGAUACCCUUGUGAUCCCUGUGGGAAAGUCAGAAGAGCAAAAAGUUGCUCGGACCAAGGCUAUCGCUCAGAUUCAUAACGUUUUUUCGAAGGCGAAGUACACUAUUGUUAUCGACAAUGGACUGGGCGACAUGACUUGGGAUGACAGAGACUACACAACGACUGCUAUGCGGAUCUUGGCAAGUGGUUGGAUGCGUCGGCUUUGGACAUUACAAGAAGCAUUUCUCAGCCGAAAAUUGUUGUUCGCUUUCAAAAAAAGUGGCCAAGAUGCUCUUCCACUGGUUGACCUUGACAUCAUCGAGGACCUCUACAAUGACACCGAAACAGAAUUGAUCUCAAACCUUCCAGCAACAGCCCAGAUUUAUUAUAACAAUCUUCUCGGGCCGGAUCGUAAAGCACGCAUACACAGACUUACGUCCACGAACGGCGUGGGUCUCAUUGCUAGUGUUUGGAAAGCAGCACAAUGGAGGACAACAAGCCACAAAGAGCACGAAACACUAGCACUUGCGACACUUUUAAACCUCAAGUCCGAAAAGACUUCGUACAAAAAAAAUCCAUUCGAACACAACGAUCCGAGAUACAAGGCUUUACUUGAAGAUAUGAUGGUGACCUUUUGGAAGGUUCUCGAAGAAAAUUCUCCCGGUGCCAUACCCCCCGGCAUAAUAUUCCUUCCGGGCGACCGCAUCAGGAAGAUCGGGUUCGGCUGGGCGCCCACAACAUGGAUGUCUGCCCACGGUGUCGAUCAUCCUGAUCCUAUAUCCCUCAUCUCGAGACCUGCAACGCUCGCACCAAACGACUACGGUCUUUCAGUUGAGUAUCCUGGCUUCCUUCUCCACUGUAUCAAAAGGGACAAUGUAUUGAGACCAGCCGAUGGAGGAGGAUUUUGGUUUCCAAGCGACAAUACAUUGACUGAGUGGUACCACGCGGAGUUCGCGAGCACGGACUAUAGUCCAAACAGGGGUAUCAUAAACGAGACUCGUAGCGAAGAUCUUGCAAUAAUUCUAUGCAGGCCAAGACCGCGUCAUAGAGCUGAGAUCGGUCUGCUCGUUGAGAUCCACAAGACGGUCAAGCAGCGCGAGCUAGGCAAGGAUGACGUGAAACGCAUCUUCGCUGUGUACAUCCGACAUAGAAUCACUCUCAAACGUGAACUAUCCGAUGAAAAGAUACAGGAAAAGAGGAACGAGAUUCUACAAAGUCGGUUACCCAAUAUUCAAUCCAAGAUAAUAUGUGGUGAAGUCCUUGAGGAAGAUCAACGAUGGUACGUCGACUGCCGCAUCACUUCAGUAGAGGAAGGCAAUGGGGAGGAAGCGCAGUCAACGUCGGAAGUUCCGCAAACACAACCCUCACGUACAAGAAACAGUCCGUUCGGCAAUAGAGGAGCGGCAGAGACAGGUGUGCAAGGUGAAUCAGAGAGAGGAACAUCAACAGCUGGAACAGAAGCAGAUUUGAGCGACGAUGCAAGGACAAUCGAUGUACCUGUUACUCCGAUUGGUAUGGUAGCUAGCGUGCAUUCGCGUGCUGCAUCACCAACUACGACAGAUCUCGAUAAAGUUCAGGUCAUAGGAACCAGCGAUCCGAGACUAGAAGUCGACCCACCCAUCAAUGCACCCAACAGAACGCCGACAUCUGUUUCUAAUCAACAUCGGAAAUUUAGUUUGAAGAAACUGCUGUUUCGUUGA